CCCGAAGGCCGGCGCGCAUGAGCAACCCGUACACGGUCCUCGGCGUCGAGCGAAACGCGUCCGAGAAGGAGAUCUCCAAGGCAUACAAGCGGGCGGCGCUCAAGUGGCACCCCGACAAGAACACCGAGCGGCCGGAGCUCGCCGAGAAGAAGUUCAAGGAGAUCUCCGACGCCUUUCAGCUGCUGAAUGACCCCGACAAGCGCGCCUUCUUCGAUCGGACCGGCCAGCGCCCCGACCAGCAGCCGCAGAUGCGCCGCCGCCCGCAGCAUGGCGGCGCGCAGCAGGUGUACGCCGACGAGCUGACGCCGGAGGACAUCUUCAACAUGUUUUUCGGCGUGCCUCCCGGCGCCGGGCGGGCAGGCGCCCGCCGCAGAACAACCGGCGGGGGAGGAGGCGCCGCCACCAGCGCCGCCCCCCCCCUCACUACCGCCGCCGUUGCCGCCUCCUGUGUCGCCACCAGCCCUGCCGCAGUCACCCUCCACCUCGCCCGCUCCACACACCACCCACCCCGCCGCCUCCCACCCCCAAACCGCCUCCAUCUCGCCCUCGCCGCCGCCUCGCGCCGCCAGGGCCAGCUGUCGCACGCCGCAGACCGUGCGAGCUGUCGCACGCCGCAGACCGUGCGGCGGGCUUGACUCGUCCGUUGGAGUGGCGGCUCAGGCGGCGGCGCGCAGCCGAUGCAGCUCAGCCUCGCGCAGCUGGCGCCGGUCCUCAUGCUGAUGGCCUUCUCCCUCCUCUCGCCGAUCUUGUUUGGAGA
Emiliania huxleyi CCMP1516 is the source of this 757-nucleotide messenger RNA. RefSeq lists its product as hypothetical. The transcript is spliced from 4 exons. Gene Ontology annotation, biological process: cellular response to misfolded protein. NCBI's taxonomy places the organism in Eukaryota, Haptophyta, Isochrysidales, Noelaerhabdaceae. Gene Ontology annotation, cellular component: endoplasmic reticulum membrane. The record is from RefSeq and is a predicted model, not a curated record. Gene Ontology annotation, molecular function: Hsp70 protein binding. The coding region runs from base 18 to 635 and encodes 205 amino acids.